This is a messenger RNA of Epinephelus fuscoguttatus (brown-marbled grouper), 1257 nucleotides long. RefSeq names its product fibroblast growth factor 17 (gene fgf17). Gene Ontology annotation, biological process: regulation of cell migration; positive regulation of gene expression; positive regulation of cell population proliferation. Gene Ontology annotation, molecular function: type 1 fibroblast growth factor receptor binding; type 2 fibroblast growth factor receptor binding; growth factor activity. Gene Ontology annotation, cellular component: cytoplasm. Bases 602 to 1246 code for a protein of 214 amino acids. The transcript has 5 exons. Lineage: Eukaryota; Metazoa; Chordata; Actinopteri; Perciformes; Serranidae. The record is from RefSeq and is a predicted model, not a curated record.
CUACAUUAAAGGCAGACAGAGGGAUAGUUUUGAACUUGCCCCAAUUUACGUUAAAACUCUCAAAGUUUAACUUUAAGAUUUGGAUGUAUUCAUCUUUUUUUUGCUUUUUUUCUAACCCUAAAGACAUUUUUUUCUGCACAUUGAAGUCCCCCUGUUAAAUCAUCAUUAGGGGUCGUGUUGCUGUGCCCACCCACAAUAAAACGAUUUCAGGGAGGGACUUUGUCUUUCAACAUUUAACCAGUGAGCAGCCUGAACCUGAUGACACAGAGGGCUUUUCAAAACCUGGAAUUAAUCCAAGCAGAGCUGCACCAAGCCGAGGACCCCUCUCAUUUGCCUGGAGAUGUUAACAGAGAUCUAACGAGCUCGUUGUAAUGGAUGGAUCUGCUUUCGAUGCUUUGCGCGUAACAUUCUUAGAGCUCUUUAGCAUCCGGUCAACUGGAUCGGGUUUUUUAUAAAUGUGAUUCGGUUGAUCAGAGACUCUGUUGGUGUGGAUGGCCAGGUCACAAGUGCAUAUGCAACACUGUGGGUGCUCCGUUGGAUUCACUGACCGCAUCCUCUGCCCCAAGAAUCCGCUUCUUGAUCUGAUGAGAUAAAAAGGAGAAUGUAUGGAAUAAACCAGCGCUGUAUUUGCAUAUCAUUUCAAUUUUUCGUGCUGUGGUGCCAUGCUCAGGGGGAGAAUCACCCGUCUCCUAAUUUUAACCAGUAUGUGAGGACGCAGGGCGCAGUGACGGACCAGCUCAGCCGCAGACAGGUCAGGGUUUACCAGCUCUACAGUCGCACCAGCGGGAAACACGUCCAGAUUCAGGGCAAAAGGGUCACCGCCACGGCUGACGAUGGAAGCAUGUACGCUCGUCUUUUUGUUGAGACAGAUACUUUUGGCAGUCGAGUGAGAAUAAGAGGUGCAGAAAGUGGGCGCUACCUCUGCAUGAACUGGAAGGGGAAACUUGUUGGAAAGCCCAAUGGCCAAAGUAGGGAUUGUAUCUUCACAGAGAUCGUACUGGAGAACAAUUACACAGCCUUCCAGAAUGCCAAGUAUGAGGGCUGGUAUGUGGCUUUUACCAGGAAAGGGAGGCCCAUCAAAGCCUCCAGGACGAGGGAGAACCAGAGGGAGGCCCAUUUCAUCAAGCGGCUACACACAGGCCCACCUCCUUUCCCCAACAUGGACCAAAGCAAACACUUUGAGUUUAUCCAAUUUCCGGCCACACGUCGAGCAAAGCGGAACAGGAUAUCAUGUACCUCUUCCUAACACACAGCCAA